UAUCAGUGUACAGAAUACAUUUAUUCCAAGAUUUGAUGUCAUUUUGAUGUACGUGUUUAAAGUUUUAUAAUCUAUUUUUUGCUCUCUUACAUUCAUUCAUUCAUUACAUCAUUCACAUUCAUAUCGUAAAUCGUUCUAUUGUUCAAUGAAAAAAAUAAAAUUAAAAAUGCAAUUUGUCAAACGAGUACGAGUACAACAACGAAAGUCAAAAUAAAUAAUGUACUUUAUUUACACAAUAUCAUUUUAUUUAAGUUGUAAUAGUUGUUUUAUGUCGUCGUUAUAAAUACUGAAUUAAUAGAUUACCUUAGUAUCUUAUUGUGUAUUAGGAAACUUGAUCAUGAAUAGCAAGAUAUUAAACACAAUAGCUAAUGCCAUCGAUAAUAGAGAAGAGUUGAAAAAAAGAAUAGAAAAUGGCAAAAUAAUUCAUCAAGAAUUAUUAAAUUGCAUACAAAAUUGCCACAAUCGGUUUGGAGGGAAGUCAGAGUUAGCCACGGAAGAUGAUAUAAGAAUAGCUCAACUAUGUGAAAAAUGGGAGAAAUUGCUUAGCCAUGGCAUUAGAACUAAUUUAUCAAACUCAGCAAUUCAGAAUUUGGUUACAGCAGGUUUAAACUUCACUUUUAAUAUUGUUAAUGUUGGUAACUCUCUCUGGAGUUACACUUGCUUACAUUUGACGAAACAUGAAAAAGAAAGAUUUAAAAUUCUAACGAAUAUUAACACACCACUUGGAUACUUCAGAGCAUUUCUUAGAGCUGCUUUGAAUGAAAGGUCUCUUGAUAGAUAUCUUCAAAGCUGGAUAAGUCAUGGCCUGCUAAUGGAAUAUUAUGAAGAAGGUGCUCUGGUCCGAGGACCUGAAACAUCACAUCUCUUUCCAAGCAUGGCUGCAGGUUUAUCAACAGUAUUGUUUGCAUUAUCAAUUGACAGACUAGAGUUGAAUGACUCACAACAAGCUAAUCAAACUAACAAAGCAGAACAUGUGAUACCUUUACCAAUGCCAGUAAAAUCAUCAAGUAAUUUGAAACGAAAACCACUGAGACAAGUUAUAUCCUUUGACAAAAAUGAACAGAAAAAUACUAAAAGUAAUAAGAAACAAAUAUUUGGAGCAACAGAACAAGUUGAUAAUUCUGCUUGGAACAGUGCACCAGCUACUUGCCUCAAUUCACCAGAUCCCAAAAUAGUUGCCCAGGCAGCCUCAAGCAGCGAACCAACUAGUUCAGAAUACAAAACCAGUUUAAGGCAUUUUUUUCCUGACAGUGUCAAAGUUAUGGACAGUCCUUCACAAAUUCUCUCCAAACUUUCUGAAUGUGCAAAGGAAAUAUUUUCAUCUUCUAGCAGUAUUGAUGUAAACAAUGUCAUCAAAGAUGAUGUUUCGGAAUUAAGUGUAAAUAAUUUAAAAAUAUCAGAAAGUGACAGUGAGGAAGUGGCGGGAAGUAUUGAUGGUAGUACUUCAUGUCUAGAACUUUGUUUCACAGAGGACGAAAGUACGCCGGACGAUAAGACAUUAAAUGCGAUAUUAGAAAGUAAGGAAAGAGAGUAUUUAAAUUUACAACUAAAAUACACUCAAAUGGAAGUAGCUAGUAAGGAAAAAAUUAAAAAGUUAGAAAAUGUAGUAUUGGAUCUGAGCAAAGAAAAUGAUCGAUUAAAAGAGCAACUGCGGCAUUACAUGUCAGCUGUUGAAAUCGCAAAAGCUUUAAAAACUGAAAACGUCGAUAACACAGAAGUUGAUCAGUACGAAAAAAAAUUGGUUCAGGUACUAUGUCAUACAUAAUUAUAAAUAUAUACAUACAUAACAU
Spodoptera litura is the source of this 1790-nucleotide messenger RNA. RefSeq lists its product as uncharacterized. The record is from RefSeq and is a predicted model, not a curated record. NCBI's taxonomy places the organism in Eukaryota, Metazoa, Arthropoda, Insecta, Lepidoptera, Noctuidae.